GGCCCGCGCCUCCCGCGCUCCGCCGGUCCAGCUGUGGCCGCGGCCGCUCGGCCGCCCUCAGAGUCCUGAAGAGUCCCUGGAAAUGGAUCCCUCCUCUGUAAAGCGGAAAUCCAUCCGGAGGGUCAGCUCUGACCCAGCAGUGGCCCAGGCCUCCUGAAGCUUGCUGUUGUGCCUCCCAGGGCCCCUCGGUACCUACACAGGCUCCUGACCAUGGUCACAUUCAUUACUGAGAAGCUGCAGAACCAGAGCCUGGAUGACCUUGCCCACAAGAGCUACGAUGCCAGCCCGCGUUCUGCUGGGGCACUGAACAACAGUGGUCAUUUGUUCCCUUUUGAGAGCGAUGAAGACAGGCGCCCCUGGAAGGUCUUAGGUGGCAGACAGCCUAUCGGGAGUCAGACGGUCACGGGCACACGGGGCCCCGACGCAGGCCUGGGGGCCGUGAGCUCCACAGACCUCAGGGAGAGCGCAGGGCCCCCUUUGGCCCCACCAACCAAGCGCCACUGCCGCUCGCUGUCAGAGCCGGAUGGGCUGGCCUGCUGCCGCUCCCCCUGGCGCCCCGGAGGCUCCAAGGUCUGGACGCCGGUGUCCAAGAGGCGGUGCCACAGUGGCGGGAGCGCCACCCCUCAGGGAAGCCUGGGGCCCGGCUCCACCUCCCCCCCCGCACCCCAGCCACCCUGGGCCAGCAGCGGCCACACAGACGGCUGUGAGGGCGGCCCGUGCCCCUCCUGGCGGCGCCGCCUGUCCCUGUCCCAGGAGCACCUGGUGGGACUGGGCACAGCCCUGCUGUCCACCAGCAGCAGCCGCUCGUCCACACCCGAGCUGGGCCGGCGGCUGGGCUUGCUCCGGUGUCGCUCACAGCCCUGUGUGCUCGUCGGGAGGAGAUGGCGGCGCCGGCGAGAGGAGCGUGCUCGCUGGCCGCGCCCAUCCUUGGACUUUCUGAAAAUGACCCGGGCUUGCUGUGGCACUCCCUGGGGGCUUGCAGCAGAAGGGGCGCUGGAGAAUGUGCGGGUCUGCAACUGUCACCACUCUCCACGAGGCACAGCCAGCGAGACUUUAAAAAAUUCAAAAAGCCUUUGCUCCCUUGAUUAUGAAGAUGAAGAGGAGGAUGACAGCCAGGGGAAGCUGGCCCCGUAUGACCCACAUGGCCUCAUGGGUGUCGUCACGCCCGGCUCCAGCCCAUGGAGCGUGCACCCCAGCCCCCGCUGCACUGGCCCUGGCCCCUGGGCCUCUUGGGAGCCUGUGGCCGCUGAGGGUGAGGGCGGCAGCGGCGGGGACCCCAGUGAUGGGGAUAGCGUGGGGGAGGAGGGUGCCUUUCCUCCUGGCCGUGGCGAGCUGGACCUGGGGCAGAUUGAGAGCAACUGACCCCAGGCGGGCAGGGCGGGGGUCCGGGCUGGCAACGGACAGAAGCUGGGCUACGCAGAACUUUGAACAAUAGGUAUAAUUUUUAUCCAGUCUUUCCUAAAGAAGUAUUUUGGAUUUUUAUGGCCGUUACAGUUCUGGAGAAAGCUGCUCUAUUUUGAAUGAGUUUUUGGAAGGGCGUUCUAUGAAAUGGGAGCUGUCGGCUGAUGGUAGAGUGGGCGUGUGUCCCUUUUCUGAAAUCCCUGCCAUGCAGGGCACGGGGGGCCGUGGGUGCUGCCUGGCCCACCGCGGCCAGUUUCCUGCCAGCUCUUCAGAGCUUGGACAGUGGUCUGAUUUCAAUAAAAGGAGUUUGCUUCCCCACGUU
This is a messenger RNA of Lontra canadensis (Northern American river otter), 1723 nucleotides long. RefSeq names its product family with sequence similarity 53 member A (gene FAM53A). Gene Ontology annotation, cellular component: nucleus. Bases 211 to 1362 code for a protein of 383 amino acids. Gene Ontology annotation, biological process: protein import into nucleus. The record is from RefSeq and is a predicted model, not a curated record. NCBI's taxonomy places the organism in Eukaryota, Metazoa, Chordata, Mammalia, Carnivora, Mustelidae. The transcript is spliced from 6 exons.